AUGGGUCGCACCCAUUUAUUUGUUUAUUUCGUUCCCCGAAACUCAGACAGGCAGAGACGGGGAGUGACUAGUGGAGCUCUAACUUAGCUUUCACUCACUCUCUCUCUCUCUCUCUCUCUCUGUCUUCCCCAUUUCUACUGUUGCGAGAAGCUUUGAGUUCCACUUUGCCUUCUCUUGCUGUUGCUCGCGAAAUCUUUCGAUCUCUCUCUGGCUAAAAUGGCAGCUCAGUCCAUAACAAAGGGAAAUGAGAAAUCAAAAACAAUGGAGGUACCCCUCGUAGAGCAAGAUGGAGCCCAUCUCUCCAAAUCUAUUCCCCGUUUAGAGACCUUUCUAAGGUUCUUUGGCUUUUGUCAAUACUCAGUUUUAACCUUCGUAAUCUCUUGGCUUUCUUUUCUGCUUCUGGGUAUUGUUCUUCCGGUCUUUAUGAUAAAAUUUUCUGCUUCUGCUUAUGUUGAGAAAUACCAGAUCAAUAGUUUCGAGUUUCAGAUUUUGGUGUUUCAAUCUCUGGCUGCUGCAAUUUCUCUUGUUUGCAUUUCUCACAAUUUGAGAAAGUAUGGGGUGAGGAAUUUUUUGUUUGUGGAUAGGUCUCAUGGCUACAUUACUGAGUUUCGUGACGAAUAUAUCAAGAAGAUACAUGAUUUCUUCUUCUUAUUGGCUGUAUGGGUAAUACCAUGUCUGCUUCUAAAGAUUGUUCUUGAGGUCAUUCGUAUUAUUCAUGUGCAUCGUGAUCCUUGGUGGCAAUCUGUUCUAAUAUCGAUUGCUUUGAUAAUCUCUUGGACUUAUUCAAUUAUUAUCUUUUUAUCUGGAUGUGCUCUAUUCAAUCUAUUGUGCAAUGUGCAAGUGAUACACUUCGAAAAUUAUGGGAAGCUUUUGGAAAGGGAUAUGGAUGUUUCUGUAUAUAUUGAGGAACAUAUUCGACUAACACGCUACCUGUCUAAAAUAAGCCACAGGUUCCGAAUAUUUUUCAUUCUUGAGAUCUUGGUUGUAACUGCCUCUCAGGUUGUGGCUUUGUUUCAAACCACAGGAAACAAAGAUAUUAUCACUCUCACAAAUGGUGGUGAUUUUGUAAUUUCUUGCAUUGCUGAGCUUGUUGGCAUAAUCAUUUGCCUGCAUGCAGCCGCAAAAGCCACACAUAGAGCUCAAGGUGUUGCAUCAAUUGCUGCCAAAUGGCAUUCUUUAGUUACUUGCAACUCUAGUGAUGCAGCUAUAACCAGUAGCAGUGGAAAUUUGGAGGCUCCCAAUAUUGCCAGCUUAUUACGUGUUGAUUGCUCAGAAAGUGAUCUUGAGUCAGUUGACUACAUGCCAAUGCCAACCAAUACUCAAUUGACUUCAUCAUAUAACAAGAGACAAGCUUUUGUAACAUAUUUGCAGUCCAACCCUGGUGGUUUUUCUGUUUUUGGAUGGAGGAUUGAACGGACACUCAUCAACACUAUCUUCUUUCUCGAGAUAUCACUUGUUCUUUUUGUGCUCGGGCAGACCAUAACUUUCACUUCCGAGUAAUAAAACCCAGCAAUAUCAACACUCUGUUCACCCUUUUUAUUUUGGUUUUUGGGACAGGGUGCAGUACUAUUGCAUUUUGAUAUGGUUUUCACAUCACAUGUAUUCACCAUUACCUCUACGGCUAUAUGUUUAUUUCUGCUCAUAAUACGAGUUAUGUAUCUUUUUUGGAGCAUAAUACACUUACGUUUGUUUUUUUUCUCUUUACCAUACAGCAGCCAUGUGUUAGACGUUAGCAGAUUGCUAUCCUUUUAAUGUUUUUACUUUCUAAACUUUUAUAAUA
Molecule: messenger RNA, 1780 nt
Organism: Hevea brasiliensis (rubber tree)
Lineage: Eukaryota; Viridiplantae; Streptophyta; Magnoliopsida; Malpighiales; Euphorbiaceae
Exons: 4
Coding region: 217-1500 (427 amino acids)
Source: RefSeq, a predicted model, not a curated record